Clunio marinus is the source of this 2139-nucleotide messenger RNA. Lineage: Eukaryota; Metazoa; Arthropoda; Insecta; Diptera; Chironomidae. The record is from the annotation of a GenBank genome assembly.
AUGAAGACAAAACUCGCAGCUUCAAUUACGAAAAUUAGAAUCGAGAAACAAGCACUGAAUCUACAAUAUCUUCUGCCCAUUCAUUUACGUGAUGAGAAGGUUGCGCGAGCCGUCACGAAUCCGAUUAUUUCGGGUUGGAUCAAUAAAUUUAAGUUCAUGAACAAGAAGUUGCUAUCGCAGAAGUUUUCAAAUAUGGGAUUUCGAGAGCUUGAAGGUGCCACAAAAGCUCACCCAAAGUCAUUUCGUUUUGAUAAAGUUUGUCCAAACUUCUUCUUUCUUUGGUAUCCACGUGAAAAGAGUGAAUUCUCUCAAGACAGUCUCGUUAAAGACCGCGAUGUGAUACUUCAGAACAAAGCAUUCUCGAUAGGACCAGCAAUUUUUGCUAAACUUCUAAACUAUUACGAAAUUGCCGGCGAUAUUUUACAAACUCACAUCUUGUCACCAAGAUCAACAGCAUAUUUGGCAUCACUGCUCAUUCGAAGUCGGUUUGUUGGAAAGUUUCGUGUGUUUGGUGCCGGAAGAAACUUCAAAGAAUAUCAAGCAUACUUCGAGAAAGUUGGAGCAACAAAUAUUAAACUUUAUGAGGAAAAGUUUCUUGGAUUUCCACGUCACAUUCUCGAGAAAACUGUUGCAAUUUAUUGUACACCGCCUUCGAGCUUUAGCAGUAUUUCCGAUCCCAUUGAGUUGAUUUGUAGUCGUGGUGGAGAUCUUAAGAUGCUUCAAUUUCUAAGUGAGUCAGAGAUGAACGACGACGGUCAGACACGUGCAGCUAAAAUUCUCGAGGAACAGAGAGCAUCCUUGAAAAGUGCCAUGUCAAAGCCACAAAUACAAUUCAUUCUGUACGAAACACAUUCAAUUGUCGAAGCUGAAAAUGGUGACAUGGUAAGACAUGCAAUGGAAUAUGUCAAUAAAAAAGCACAUGACAAGCAUAUUUUGAAAGCAAAGAAAGAGCAGGAAAGACUUGAGCAGCUUGAGAAGGAAAAGGAGAAUAUGCCAGGAAUUCCAACAGCGCACCGCGAGAGGGAACCAAAGAAGGAAAAAGUCAAGAAGGAAAAAUCUUCCGAGCAAUCAACGUCUGUAAAAAUAAAUUUAAACAAACUGAAAGGCUCAAUAAAAUCUGCCAGCAGCACGGAAAGCUUAGAGGAAGAAGAAGUGAAGCCGAAGAAUCAACCGCUCGAAGUCAGAAUUCCACUUACAGACAUCUUUGAAAUUGCACCGAUUCCCGACUUCUGUAUGAACAAAGACAACUGCGUCAUUAGACGAAGCGAGGGAUGCUUUUUAUCGUUGUUGAAGCGAAAGGAAAUUGUGAGAAUGGAUUCAAAAUAUCUUAUUCAAAUAGCGGAACUUCGUGGUAUCUUUGGUGAUAAAGACAAACCUAAGAAAACAAAAAGUAAAGCUCAAUUGCGUGCUGAGAAGAAACAAGAAGCAGCAAUGAAGAAAGAACGUGAUGCCCUCGAGAGACGAAAGAUUGAGAAGUUUAACCCAAGCAAUAUUGACAAGAUAGUUGAACGAUUGAUGAAGCCAACUCAAGCGACAAUAAUUCGCAUUACACGAGAUGAGAUAUGGAGAAGGAAAUAUCAUAUAAUGACACUCAGAUACAAUCAACUUUUUCCACCACGUUGUGCACGAUGCGAUUACUACUCUCAGAACUAUUAUUUUCUUUCUGAUAAAUUUGUAGCCAUUAAGCAGUUUGACGAUACAAUUUCGUUGAGAUUCGAAGAAGAAUCGUCUUUUCAUCAAUCUAUUACGAGGCGAAGAGCUGAAAAAUGGUGGAGUGAGUUGCUAAAGCAUUUACGGAAGCUUCAAAUGGCUGCAGCUUUAUCGGGAGUUAGAUUUUCGCUCGACACUUUAGAUAAAAAUUUAAUGCCGCCUUUAAAGCUUGUGAGAUUUCCACGCGGUUACGUUGCACCUCCGAUUCAGAAGAAGCGUUGUGAAGGUGUGAGACAACAGUAUUCAUUAUCGAUAACCAUUCUCGACAUUGAUCAUCCAGUUCGACGAAUGCGUCUCAAAUCUCGCAGUCAAUCAGUUACACCUCGACUAUUAACCUUGAAGAACUACAACAAAUGUUUCUUAUGUCUCAACGAAUACCUGCGAAUCAACAGUGGAAUUCAAUCGAAUGAAAACAUCUUUUUAAAGUGA